AUGGUUUCAACACAUUUAAUCAUUGUACCAUGUCAUGGCAUCUGGAAAGGAAGAAACCCACGUGACAGAGACAAUUGGCACUUGGCUCCAUUUCAAAUUGAAGGAAAUGACCAUAUAUGUUUUAUCGAGCAUCUUUCCACAGCAUACCUGGAACUCGAGGCCGAUCCUGCCGCAUUCAUGAUUAUUUCUGGAGGUGAAACUAAACGAGAGGCUGGUGAAAUAGCAGAAGCAACUACAUAUCACCAACUACUAAAUGAUCUUUCUCUAAUCGAUUCUAAUAAAGAUACAAAGACGAAUAAAGAUUUGGUUGGAGGUGAAUUUAAAAGUAUACAGAGUAGAAUUGCCACAGAGGUUUAUGCACGGGAUUCUUUUGAAAAUGUCUUGUUCUCCAUGUGCCGUUUUUACGAGCUUCACAAGAGGUAUCCUACUAAAAUCACCAUAACCGGAUUUGAAUUCAAGUCGUACAGAUUUACCCAGUUGCACUUACUUCAGGCACUAGCUUUCAACUUGGAUAAUGUUGUGUACUUGGGGAAUCAACCAAACCCAAGCCAUCUCAGUACAGAGGCAAAGCAAAAGUAUUUCAAAGAAUUGGACCACAGCGAAAAACAACAUGCAGCCAAUGUAUUUGCACAGGAUUGGUAUGGCAUUGGCCCAAACUUGAAGAGUAAGAAACUAAAGCGCAACCCAUUUGCAAAAAAACAUUCUUACGCAAUAACAAAUCCCUAUAUUACCAACUUUUUAAAUGAGAUUGCAGAUGAUGUAAAAAAACCCAAACUGAACCAAGAAAUUAAACGGAUAUUGCUACAAAGUGCACCAUGGACAAUUGAAAGAAUCACGCAAAGCACCCAAUUGCAUCAAGAGUAA
Molecule: messenger RNA, 864 nt
Organism: Lodderomyces elongisporus
Lineage: Eukaryota; Fungi; Ascomycota; Pichiomycetes; Serinales; Debaryomycetaceae
Exons: 1
Coding region: 1-864 (287 amino acids)
Cellular component (GO): cytoplasm
Source: RefSeq, a predicted model, not a curated record